AUGUUUCAGCAUAUUAAUGAAUCUGAGAACAAUUCUUCUGUGUUUAUUCUAGAACACAAUUUGACAAUUGUGUUAUUUGGAAACUCUGCGGCAGUCCAGUUUCAACAUGACAAUUUUCUACUUGGAGAAAUACAAGCUGAUAUUGGAAAUGUAGAAAUAUCCUGGACCGUUCCUUUGCAGAUGAAGAUAUCAGGACGUCGUGUCUCAGUGAUCAACAUGAUUGGCUUACAUGAGACUGCACUUGACCUGGAUCCCCUCACUGGUCAACUAGUGAGUGAAAAUAAAAUAAUCUCCUUCAUCUUUGUUGUGCGACUGGGUCAGCUAACAGAUGCUGAUAAGAUGGGUAUUGAGUGGCUUCAGAGAGUAUUUGGUGACCGAGUUCUUCAGUUUGUGAUGAUUCUCUUCACCUAUGAGAGCGAGGAAGAGUCUGACUCUAUAAUAGACGAUCUGAAGGGAAACUCUCCUCUGGAGCGGCUGCUGAAGAAAUGCAGUGGAAGAUAUCAUACCUGCAGCAAGAACAUGACCAAACAGUCAGAGAUGAGAGACCUGAUGAGCAGAGUUGAGCAUCUGUUUAUUGAGAAUAACCAGCAGUGCUACACUAGAGAGAUGUACAACACUGCGUUAAGAAAGAGAGAAGACCUGCAAAACAGGACACGUCAAAGUGCACCAGCAGCGUUCGUGGAUGAGUCAGGUACCCAUUGUGGGAAGAUGACCAUCUCUGAGCUGUGUUCGAGACUCUCAUUCCUGCAAAGGGGUGGAGUCCCCAUGCCUCUGCCUCGAUCCAAUCCUCCUCAGAGGGUUGCUUUGGGCAGUGACGCGGGUGACCUGAGGAUCAUGGUGAGCUCGCUUCCUUCGGGGAACCAACCCCCUACGAACCCUCAUCCCUCUCAUGCUCCGCAGCCAAUUGAGUUACCAGUGGAACAUGCUGGACCAUCAUCGAGCGGUGCCCAAUUGGACCCAGAGAUGAUGGCCAUGCUUUCCCGGGCCACCAACAGGAUCGGGCUCGAGUGGAACCCUCCACCGUGUCCCGAGCCCUCAAGGCUGGACGAUUGGUAUCUCUGGGUGGUGCGCGCUGGUUCUCAGCAACCCACCCCAGUGCCUUUCUUCCCUGAGGUGCAUGGGGAGCUCACGGGGACGUGGACCAGAAACCGUCUCAGUGGCUCCUGCUCCCUCACCACCCAUGAUGGGGGGCAGCUAAGGGAUACACGUGUGUCCCGCCAGUGGAGCGGGCCGCUGCAAUGCAGCUGUGCCCUAACUCCACUUGGCGUGGAGAACCGUGUCUUCCUUCCCUGGCCUGUAGGCGGUCAGCUGCUGCCUUUACCCAAACGCCCAUGGCUCCCGCACCGCAGCAGCCUCCACCUAAACGGCGCCAUGGAGCCGCCCAUCCCCCCCCCCGCCCAGGCCCCCGCCAAGAACCAGAGAUGGAUGGGACUGCUCUCCAGGAGACGCGGGCAGCAGGUUCUAGAACGCAACCAAGCCACCGCCUGCACUCCGUGGAACCAGGCAAAAUUGGACAGUCGUUUAGAAGAUGGUGCAAGACUGAAUCAAAGCAUAGGAAAUGGAAUCAGAGAAAAAAUAGAACAUCUUUUUCAAAGACUCUGUCUUGAUUAUAGGGAUAACUGCAAACUAAGAGCUGCAGAUGUUCUUCAACUAACACACCAUUCUUUACAGUCUUAUGAGUCUUGUGCAGAGGAGGACCUUAUUCAGACUUUCCUACAAAAACUAUUGAUGAUGAACUACAAAGCAAGAUACAUUAAAACUAUAGAUAAGCAGCAUGACAGACAACAAAUAAACAAUGAUUUAUCUGAAGAUGAGGGUGAUGUCGAUAUUUUCAGAGAAAUGGAGGGAAAAAACAAUGAACAUACAAACAGAGAUGCUAUUCACCUGAUGGAUGUUCAGAUGGCCGUGUUUCAUUGUGCUGAUGGUUUCCUGAAGCAGCUGAUGGUGACUAAACUGUCUCAGUGUCAAUACGCUCUGCCUCUGCUUGUUCCUGAUCCAUUCACACAAGAGAUUGAGUUUCCUCUCUGGACAUUCAGACAAAUCAACAAGAGCUGGAAGAUGAAAGAUACCAACAAUGAAAUCAUCACUAAAAUCCAGCCAGUCUGGAAAGCAGAAACACCUAUGGUGUCUUUCUUCAAGUUUGGCUCAUUGUCCUCAUCCAAAUCUCAGCUGAUGAACAGUCUGAUUAAUGAGAAACACAACACAUUCUUCCACAGGAACUGCACAGGCAGCAGCAAAACCAGAGUACUGAUGGAUGGAGUGGUGGAGAUCGCCUGGUACUGCCCCUCUGGGAAAGACACAGAUAAUUUUACUCAAUGUGUUGCGUUCUGUAACCUUCACGGUGAUGCAGGAGACCAUGAGAAACAGCUGCAGAUCCUCACUGAAAUGUCUUCGGUCAAUGUUGUUAUCCUACCACGACUUGACAAGAAUGACAAGAGUGGAGUAAAGAUCCAAGAGCUGUACAAGGACAGAAAGCCACUCAUUUGUCUUUUUACUGAGGAUGAAAGUACAGUACAUGAAACAAGAAAAGGAAAAUACAAAAUUGGAUUAAAAGACAGAAAUCAGUCAGAUGUAUCUGAAGAACUCAUACAAGCUAUAAAUAAAUGUCUCUUGUCCUCAUCGUCAGAACCAUAUUUUAAUUUCAGACUUUUAGAUGUGUCCAGACACUCAGGUAUCAGAGUAGAUGAAGAUCAUGACAAUGACUGCAAGAGAGGGAAAGAAGCAGCACAGCAGAUGAUGGGUUUACUGGAGAAAAAAGAUCUGACAGAAAUCAAAGAAUCAUUUCUGCCCUGUCAGGGGAAACUGUGGCAUCAGUGGUGUGAAAAAAACAAAGAACUACAUCGAUCUCAGAGAAAUGAAAUAGACAUGGAAAUAAAAAAGAAACAAGAUAUGAAGAUAAUCCGUGAACGGCAGCAUGUGUUGGACUUUGGAUUGUUCAUGAAGUUUUUUAUAACAGAAAUUAAUUCACAGUCUCCAAAUGAGAAGAUAUUUUUUCUGAAAUGGCUCGCAAUCCUCCUGGAUGAAUAUACCUCAGCUGACCUUUCUGCUCUACAUUAUAAGUAUGAUGAAAAGUGGUCAGAAGUCUUAAAACUAAAAGAGAAAAUUGACAUACCUGAGCAACAAAUAGCAACAGAUUUAACUGAUGAACACACAGAACUUGAUAGGAUAUCAGAAGAACUUCAAGCUGCAACCUUUGGCUUGGAGCACAUCCUGAGGGAGAUCGGUCAGAUCUAUGAAUCAUGUAAAUCAGUGAAUAGUAACAAGAAAGGACUACCAUGUAAUUUCUCUUCUCUCCCGAGUCUCGCAGCAGACAUGAUGAUCUCUGGAUUUCCACUGGAGUUGAUGGAUGGGGAUGCUGCUCAUGUUCCUGUGGUCUGGGUUACUGCUGUUCUACAUGAACUCAUCAAGAAACUGGGAGACAAGAGAGUAUUUGUGCUGUCAGUUUUAGGGAUUCAGAGCUCAGGGAAAUCCACUAUGCUGAACGCCAUGUUUGGACUGCAGUUUGCUGUCAGCGCUGGCAGGUGCACCAGAGGAGCUUUCAUGCAGCUGGUCAGAGUGUCAGAGGAGAUGAAGAUGAAAGAAAAGCUGAAGUUUGACUAUAUUCUGGUUGUUGAUACUGAGGGACUUCAUGCACUUGAACUGUCUGGAAGGUCAACAAGGCAUCAGGACAAUGAAAUGGCCACAUUUGUUGUUGGUCUUGGUAAUAUGACAUUGAUCAAUAUCUUUGGAGAAAGUCCAUCCGAGCUGCAGGACAUUCUUCAGAUCGUUGUUCAGGCCUUCAUGAGGAUGAAAAAGGUCAGACUGAAUCCCAGCUGUAUGUUUGUGCAUCAGAACGUUUCAGACAUCACAGCUGGGGAGAGAAACAUGGAUGGAAGGAGACGGCUGCAGGAGACACUGGAUGAGAUGACAAAACUCGCUGCUAAAGAUGAAGUCUGUGAUGCAGAAUGUUUCAGUGAUGUCAUCACUUUUGAUAUACAGAAGGAUAUAAAGUAUUUUGGACAGCUCUGGGAGGGAAGCCCACCGAUGGCACCACCAAACCCAUCAUACUGUGAAAACAUCCAAGAGCUAAAGACAACGUUUUUUACCCAAGCCUCAAAAUCAAAUGGCUUAGAGCUGACACACCUAAAAGAUCGUAUUAAUGAUCUCUGGGAGGCUUUACUGAAUGAACGAUUUGUAUUCAGCUUCAGAAAUGCUCUGGAAAUCGCAACAUACCGAAAACUGGAGACAGAAUACAGCAAGUGGUCUUGGAGUCUUCGCAGAACCAUGCUGGAAAUAGAGAACAAACUCUACAACAACAUCGAAAAUGAAACCAUUGAUGAUGUUUCAGAAAGUGAUCUUCAAGGAAAACUAAAAGUGAAAAGUGGAGAAAUAGAAAAAUCAAUGUCAGAAUUCUUUGAGAAAGACAAAGAUAAAUAUACACUUAUACAGUGGAAAACAUCAUUUGUCAUCAAAAUCAAAGAGCUUCAGGAGAACAUUGUGAGAGAAACAAAGAGGAAAUUAAAUGAGAUUCUUCAGCAGCAAGAUAUGAAGAAAAAGAUCGAUGCUCAGAGGACACGUCAUGAAAAUACCCUCUUGGAAAAGAGCAAAGAACUCGCCUUAAAACUCAAAGACAAAGCCAAUGAUGAAACAAAUCUGAAAAAAGAGUUUGAUUCCUUUUGGAAAAAUUGUGUUAAGAAGAUCACCGAAGAAACUCUUCCAAUCAGAGACAUUGAUGUAUUAAGAGACAUGAAGCAACUUCUCAGUGAUAUCCAUGAAAGUGUACCUGUAGACAUCUGGACAGAGAGCAGGGAUAUUUUCUCUGUGCUGAGUUAUUCAGAUUAUGUUCAGUUAAAGAAAUCCAGUGGAUUUACAGGACAUGCUAAAAACAACAUCAAAACAGAAAAAGAGAAAUUAAGUUACACUCUGUCUAAAGAAGAUGAAACCCAAAUAAAAAACUUGGUUAAUGACAUUGCUCAACAUGUAGAUAAAAUGAUCACGUCAUAUAACAUUUCAAAGAUGGGCUACAACAAAAGCUACAUUCAAGAACUUGCAGAUCACAUUAAGACAGAAGUAGUGCUUUAUGAAGAAGGUACUGUAAAGUAUGUGUUCACAAAGGAAUUUUACAUGGUUUUGGUCAUGUCCAUAUGUAAGAGAGAAAACAAAUUAAUUACUGACCAGCACAGAAAGUUCAGGGAAGCCAACGAUCCUGUUUUCUACUUUGAAAAGAAGAGCAAAGAGUACUAUAGUAUUUUCCAGAAAUACUGUCAAGGUGCAACAUCAGCUGCCAUUUUUGCUGAGAUCAUCUGUCAGAAACUGAAAGAGCCAAUUCAAAAGAGUGUCUACAAAGAUACUGCCAGAGAUUUGACUAAUGAAAUUAAAACAAACUGUGAAUCGCUAAAUGGAAACAGAUCAAAACUAGAGAAACACAUCCUAAAGACUCUGGCAGAAGAGGAGGAUUUUGACAAAUUCAUUAAAUACUUUGACAGUCCCAAAGAUCACUUCAAGAGUUUCAUCAGAGAUGAAGUCAAUCAGUACAUAACUGAUAACUUCGGAGUCCGUGUUCGGCCCAAGAUGAAGGAGAACAUUGAACUCCUGCAACAGAAGAUCAUGGCAGCGGCUCACCGAGCAACUACACGGGUCAACACGACCAGCGGAGAUGUUCAGAAGUGGCUAAAUUACUUCACACUGCAGCUUUCAGAUGUGCUGAUAUUCUCUGUAAAGGACCUCAGUGGAGUGAGUCAUGAUGGUGUUGAUGAUUUCAAUGUCCUAGAAGAUGUGAUACACGAAGAACUUGGUUCAGUAUUAUUUGAAAUACAACAUAAAUUCAGCAAAGAGACAUUUCCAGAAAAUCUGGAACACAAGGACAGACCCGAUGAGAUUCUGACUGAUCAUCUCUGUCAGUGCUGCUGGGUUCAGUGUCCGUUCUGUGCAGCCACUUGCACUAACACUGUAGAAAACCAUACUGGAGAUCACAGCGUUCCUUUCCAUCGAGUAAAUGGUCUCACUGGGUGCUGUUAUGAGGAAACAGAGUAUCUCAGUUCAGAUUUUUGUACAUCUUUAGUGAAAACUUAUAAAAAGUUUUAUAUAGGUCAGUGGAUUCCAUGUAGAGAAUAUAGAAAAGCAGGAAAUGUUUAUGCAGAGUGGAGCAUCACCCCUGAGUUCUCUGAGCUGCCAUACUGGAAGUGGUUUGUGUGCAGAUUUCAAAAAGAUCUGAAAAAACGCUUUGAGAAAACGUUCCACAGGUGGGAUUACAUUUCAUAUGAUUGGAGCCAAUACUCAAAAGAGCAGGCUAUCGAGAGUUUAGAUAAAUACACCCAAUGA
Rhinichthys klamathensis goyatoka is the source of this 6300-nucleotide messenger RNA. Its product is annotated as interferon-induced very large GTPase 1-like. The record is from RefSeq and is a predicted model, not a curated record. Bases 1 to 6300 code for a protein of 2099 amino acids. The transcript is spliced from 7 exons. Lineage: Eukaryota; Metazoa; Chordata; Actinopteri; Cypriniformes; Leuciscidae. Gene Ontology annotation, molecular function: GTP binding.